Messenger RNA from Python bivittatus (Burmese python), 6723 nucleotides. NCBI's taxonomy places the organism in Eukaryota, Metazoa, Chordata, Lepidosauria, Squamata, Pythonidae. The record is from RefSeq and is a predicted model, not a curated record.
GUGGGAGAUGGGAAGUAAUGAUAGCUGGCACCCGAACUAAAAUCUGUGUGUAAGCACCACCAUCCCAAGCACUUCAGGAUGAAUGGGGAUAUGCCUCAUGUUCCCAUCACUACUCUUGCAGGGAUUGCUAGUCUUACUGAUCUUUUGAACCAGCUGCCUCUUCCAUCACCUUUACCCGCCACAACUACAAAAAGCCUGCUCUUUAAUGGACGAAUUGCAGAGGAGGUGAACUGUCUUUUGGCUUGUAGGGAUGAAAAUCUGGUUUCACAACUUGUACACAGCCUCAACCAGGUGUCAACAGAUCACAUAGAAUUGAAAGAUAACCUUGGCAGUGAUGAUCCCGAGGGAGAUAUACCAGUCUUGCUGCAGGCUGUCCUGGCAAGGAAUCCUAAUGUUUUCAGGGAAAAAAGCAUGCAGAACAGAUAUGGGGUACAAAGUGGAAUGAUGAUGCCACAGUACAAACUUUCUCAGAAUUCCAUGCAUGGUAGUCCUGCAUCUUCCAAUUAUCAGCAAACCACUAUCUCUCAUAGUCCUUCUAGUCGAUUUGUGCCACCACAGUCAAGCUCUGGUAAUAGAUUCAUGGCACCACAAAACAGUCCAGUGCCUAGUCCAUAUGCUCCUCAAAGUCCUGCAGGAUAUUUGCCAUAUUCACAUCCUCCAAGUUACACGCCUCACCCACAGAUGCAACAAGCUUCAGUAUCCAGUCCUAUUGUCUCAGGUGGGAUGAGGAAUAUACAUGAAAAUAAGAUUACAAAUCAGUUGGGCAGCUCAGCCAAUCACCAUGCUGAUAAUUCAAGACAUGGCUCUAGCGAAGACUACCUACAAAUGGUGCACAGAAUAAGCAGUGAAGAUGGUGAUUCUUCAAUAAGGAACACUGCAUCAUUUUCCUUGAGAUCACCACAGUCAGUAUGUUCUCCCGCUGGAAGUGAUGGAACCCCCAAAGGAUCAAGACCACCUUUAAUACUUCCAUCUCAGCCUCCACCUUACUCAUCACCUAGAGAUGUUCCCCCAGACAUAUUGUUAGAUUCUCCAGAAAGAAAGCAAAAGAAACAAAAGAAAAUGAAGUUAGUCAAAGAUGAAAAAGACCAGACUGAAAAAGCUGCAAUGUAUGAUAUUAUUAGUUCUCCAUCCAAGGACUCAACUAAACUUACGUUAAGACUCACUCGUAUAAGAUCUUCAGAUAUGGACCAGCAGGAUGAUAUGCUUUCUGGUUUGGAAAACAGUAAUGCAUCAGAAGGGGAUAUUUCUUUUAAUGUGCAGUAUCCAGGACAGACAUCUAAAACGCCAGUUACUCCACAGGAUAUUAAUAGGCCUCUAAAUGCUGCUCAGUGUUUGCCGCAGCAUGAACAAACAGCAUUCCUCCAGGCGCAACAAGUGCCUGUUUUACAACCGAACACUUCAGUUUCUGCAAAACAACCUCAAAAUCCUUUGGUACAGACACAUCCACAGGUUUCACAGCAUGGGACUAUUACGCCAUAUGAUGAAGUAGAAUUGGAUGCAUUGGCUGAAAUUGAACGGAUAGAACGGGAAUCAGCUAUUGAAAGGGAACGGUUUUCAAAAGAAGUGCAAGACAAAGAUAAGCCUUUAAAGAAACGAAAACAAGAUUCCUUUCCACAGGAGGCUGGAGGUGCUACAGGAGGAAAUAAACCAGCUUCUCAGGAGACAAAUUCUGCAGGAAAUGGGUCACGGCCAGCCUUGAUGGUUAGUAUCGAUCUACAGCAAGCAGGACGGGCAGACUCUCAGGCAGUUCUUACUCAGGACUUGGACAUUAUCAAAAAGCCUGAAGAGAUAAAGCAGUGUAAUGAUGGUUCUGUAUUUGUUCCCCAAGACGAUGUUAUUGGAGUACUUAAACUAAAAACGGAAAAUUUCCCUGAAACUCUAAGGAAAAAGUCAGAUUCUGAAGGUUUAAAGAUGGAAGUACAACACAAUGAGAACAAACAAACAGGAAUACAACAAAAUGAGGGUAAAAGGAUUGAAACUAAACACUGUGAAAGCAAGCAAGCAGAAGUUAAACAUGAAAGCAAACAUGAAAAUAGACAGGUGGAUGUGAAACAAAAUGAGGGUAAACAAAAUAAUGGCAAACAGGAAAUAAGACAAAGACCCGAGACUCCAAAACAGAAAAAUGAAGUGAGGCCAGAUACUCCAAAACAGAAAAAUGAAGGCAGACCAGAAACCCCAAAGCAGAAGAAUGAAGGCAGGCCAGAAACCCCUAAACACAGACAUGAAAACAGGCGUGAUUCUAGUAAAUCUUCAUUGGAGAAGAAGCCUGAUAUAUCUAAAUAUAAAAUGGACAUGAAAUCUGAUCCUUCCAGGGUGAAAUCUGAAAGGUCUGACUCAUUAAAACAGAGGCCUGAUGGGCGUUCAAUUUCUGAUUCUGUGAGGCGGGAUCAUGAUAGCCUUAAACAAAAAACUGAGGACAGGGGUGAAUCAGAGCGAUACAGAGGAGAUGCAUCAAAGCUACGAAGACCAGAAUAUUUGCGAUCUUCAAGUAAGGGUGAACAUGAUUCUAAGCAUAUCAUUAGAUCUGAUAACACAAAAGCAGAGAGACUAGAAAGGAAACACAGACAUGAGUCUGGUGAUUCCCGGGAUAAGCUGUCUUCUGGAGAUCAGAGAUCAAGACCAGACAGUCCUCGUAUUAAACAGGAAAGUAAAUUAAGACCAGAUAGGCCAAGUUUUAAAUCACAGAACAGUAAAGAUGAUCGGAGGACAGAUGGUAAUAAGAGCAAAAUGGAUAGUAGUAAAGCACACAGUGAUAGUAAAGCUGAGUUUCCCAGUUAUUUGUUGGGGGGAAGAUCUGGGGCUUUAAAACAUUUUAUCAUUCCAAAAAUAAAACGUGAUAAAGAUGGCAAUGUUAUGCAUGAAGCAAGGAAAUCAGAAAUUAAGAGUGAAUCGAAGAAUAAGGUUGAGAAGAUUGGACUAGUAGAAGAUCUAAACAAAGGAGCUAAACCAGUAGUUGUUCUGCAAAAGCUUUCUUUGGAUGAUGUGCAAAAAUUUAUUAAGGACAGAGAAGACAAAUCAAGAAGCUCUUGUUUCAAAUCUAACAAAAACAAGUCAUCCAAAUCAAAUAAAGGUAGCAUAGAUCAGUCAGUGUUAAAGGAAUUACCUCCAGAACUACUAGCAGAAAUUGAAUCUACCAUGCCACUUUGUGAACGAGUGAAAAUGAAUAAACGUAAGCGUAGCACAGUAAACGAAAAACCAAAAUAUGCUGAAAUUAGUUCUGAUGAAGAUAAUGACAGUGAAGAGGCUUUUGAAACUUCCCGGAAAAGACAUAAAAAAGACAGAGACGAUGACAAAGCCUGGGAAUAUGAAGAGCAUGACAGACGUUCUGGAGAUCAUAAAAGGAGUAGCCAUUAUCAUGAAGGAAGGAGGAGUUCUGGUAGCAGUCGAUAUCGCACUCGAAGUCCAGAAGACUCGGACAUGGAUGAUUAUUCUCCUCCUCCUAGUCUCAGUGAAGUGGCUAGAAAAAUGAAGAAGAAAGAAAAACAAAAGAAAAGGAAAGCUUAUGAACCAAAGUUAACUCCUGAAGAAAUGAUGGAUUCUUCUACAUUCAAGAGGUUCAGUGCUUCAGUUGAAAAUAUUUUGGACAACUUGGAGGACAUGGAUUUUACUGCAUUUGGUGAUGAUGAUGAAAUUCCUCAAGAGUUAUUACUGGGGAAGCAUCAACUAAGUGAAUUGGGCAGUGAAUCAGCUAAAAUUAAGGCCAUGGGCAUCAUGGAUAGGCUUUCAACUGAAAAAACAGUGAAAGUUCUGAACAUCUUAGAAAAAAAUAUUCAAGAUGGUGCAAAGCUUUCUACUCUGCUUAAUCAUAAUAAUGAUACUGAAGAUGAGGAAAGAUUAUGGAGAGACUUGAUCAUGGAGAGAGUCACAAAAUCUGCAGAUGCCUGUCUUACAGCUAUCAACAUUAUGACAUCACCCAACAUGCCCAAAGCUGUAUAUAUCGAAGAUGUAAUAGAAAGAGUUAUUCAGUACACUAAGUUUCACUUGCAGAACACACUUUAUCCUCAGUAUGAUCCUGUUUAUCGAUUGGAUCCUCAUGGUGGUGGUGUGUUAAGCUCAAAAGCAAAGCGUGCCAAAUGUUCCACUCAUAAACAGAGAGUAAUAGUGAUGCUGUAUAACAAAAUUUGUGACAUUGUUAGUAGUUUGGCUGAAUUACUAGAAAUACAGCUUCUAACUGACACUACUAUUCUUCAAAUUUCUUCAAUGGGAAUAACACCUUUUUUUGUAGAAAAUGUCAGUGAACUUCAGUUGUGUGCCAUCAAACUAGUCACUGCAGUUUUCUCAAGAUAUGAAAAACAUAGGCAAUUGAUAUUAGAAGAAAUUUUUACUUCACUUGCAAGGUUACCAACCAGCAAAAGGAGUUUGAGAAAUUUCAGGUUGAACAGCAGUGAUACUGAUGGCGAACCUAUGUAUAUUCAGAUGGUGACUGCAUUGGUCUUACAAUUAAUUCAAUGCGUUGUUCAUCUACCAUCAGGUGAAAAAGAUUCUAAUUCUGAAGAGGAAUCUAAUAAAAAGGUGGAUCAGGAUGUCCUCAUUACAAAUUCAUAUGAAACAGCUAUGAGAACAGCACAAAACUUCCUUUCUAUUUUUCUCAAGAAAUGCGGUAGCAAACAAGGAGAAGAGGAUUAUAGACCACUUUUUGAGAACUUUGUUCAAGAUCUUCUUUCCACUGUCAAUAAACCAGAAUGGCCAGCUGCAGAAUUGCUCCUUAGCUUAUUGGGAAGAUUGCUGGUUCAUCAAUUCAGUAAUAAAUCAACAGAAAUGGCUUUGAGAGUGGCAUCACUUGAUUAUCUUGGAACUGUAGCAGCACGAUUGAGAAAAGAUGCAGUUACUAGCAAAAUGGAUCAAGGAUCUAUAGCCCGAAUUUUAAAACAGGUCUCAGGAGGUGAAGAUGAAAUCCAACAGUUGCAGAAGGCAUUGCUAGAUUAUUUGGAAGAAAAUACGGAAACUGAUGCAUCAUUAGUGUUUUCUCGGAAAUUUUAUAUAGCUCAGUGGUUUCGGGACACCACUAUGGAGACUGAAAAAGCAAUGAAAUCUCAGAAGGAUGAAGAUUCAUCUGAAGGAACUCACCAUUCAAAAGAGGUUGAGACAACAGGACAAAUUAUGCACCGAGCAGAAAGUCGCAAAAAAUUUCUUCGCAACAUCAUUAAAACAGCACCAUCUCAGUUCAGUACAUUAAAGAUGAAUUCUGAUACUGUGGACUAUGAAGAUGCUUGCUUGGUUGUACGCUAUUUGGCCUCUAUGAGGCCGUUUGCCCAGAGCUUCGAUAUUUAUUUGACACAGAUUCUGCGUGUGCUUGGUGAAAAUGCAAUAGCUGUUCGAACAAAAGCCAUGAAGUGUUUGUCUGAAGUUGUUGCUGUAGACCCCAGCAUUCUAGCCAGGCUGGAUAUGCAACGAGGUGUUCAUGGACGGUUAAUGGACAAUUCCACUAGUGUACGAGAAGCAGCUGUGGAGUUACUUGGUCGGUUUGUGCUUUGUCGACCACAGCUUGCUGAACAGUAUUAUGACAUGCUGAUUGAGCGAAUACUGGAUACUGGUAUUAGUGUCAGAAAAAGAGUAAUAAAGAUUCUUAGAGAUAUCUGCAUUGAACAACCAACCUUUCCCAAAAUUACAGAAAUGUGUGUGAAAAUGAUUCGCAGAGUCAAUGAUGAAGAAGGCAUUAAGAAAUUGGUAAAUGAGACAUUCCAGAAGUUAUGGUUUACUCCAACCCCCCAUAAUGACAGAGAAGCAAUGACCAGAAAAAUCCUGAACAUCACAGAUGUGGUUGCAGCUUGUAGAGAUACAGGAUAUGAUUGGUUUGAACAGCUUCUUCAGAAUUUGCUAAAAUCAGAAGAGGAUGCUUCAUACAAGCCUGUCAAGAAAGCCUGUACUCAACUUGUGGACAAUUUGGUUGAACAUAUUCUAAAGUAUGAAGAAUCUUUGGCAGAUUCUGACAACAAAGGUGUGAAUUCAAGUCGCUUGGUAGCUUGCAUAACCACUUUAUUUUUAUUCAGCAAAAUCAGGCCUCAGUUAAUGGUCAAACAUGCUAUGACCAUGCAACCAUAUCUUACCACUAAAUGCAGUAAUCAAAAUGACUUCAUGGUGAUCUGCAAUGUUGCAAAAAUCUUAGAAUUGGUAGUGCCACUGAUGGAACAUCCAAGUGAGACUUUCCUUGCUACGAUAGAAGAAGAUCUCAUGAAGCUUAUAAUCAAAUAUGGCAUGACAGUAGUGCAGCACUGUGUUAGCUGUCUUGGAGCUGUCGUUAACAAGGUCACACAGAAUUAUAAAUUUGUAUGGGCUUGUUUUAAUAGAUACUAUGGUGCACUUUCAAAACUAAAAAGUCAACAUCAAGAAGAUCCAAAUAGCACUAUACUUACAGCAAAUAAACCAGCACUCCUAAGAUCCCUUUUCACUGUUGGAGCACUAUGCCGGCAUUUUGAUUUUGAUCAAGAAGAUUUUAAAGGCAACAGCAAGGUUAACAUAAAGGAUAAAGUACUUGAAUUGUUAAUGUAUUUUACCAAGCACUCAGAUGAGGAGGUACAGACAAAAGCCAUUAUUGGUCUAGGAUUUGCCUUCAUACAACACCCAAGUCUAAUGUUUGAACAAGAGGUGAAGACGUUAUAUAACAACAUCCUCUCUGAUAAAAACUGCUCAGUAAAUUUAAAAAUCCAGGUGUUGAAAAAUCUCCAGACAUACCUCCAAGAGGAAGAUACACGUAUGCAGCAGGCAGACAGAGAAUGUGAGUAA